CCAUCACAUUUAAAGCUGUGUUACUAUCCCACCCCCUGAAAUAAAUACUGGGACCUGAGAGGAGCAAGUUCAUUCUCACGUUUAUCAUUUAGUGGAGGGAACAUAGUUUGCCAGCAUGGAUUUAACUUUUCUUGUAUUUAUCUUACUACCAAUCGCAGCUGUUUCAUAUAAGGUGAAUAUGCCCUCCGAAGUCCUGUUUAAGGUGGGUGACAGGAGGACGUUGACGUGCAGCCUGCCCUCAUGCCCGGAGCGAGUGACGUUUUCUUGGACUGCGUUAGAGGACAAACCGCUAUACGCCAACAUGGAGAGCAAGCACACACAUUCCUUGUUGAUCUUUGAAAAUGUCACGAAUAAUCACGAAAACACCGUAGUGUGCAAAGCAACCUGUGGGAAGGACUCAAAACAGAGGAAAACUGCGAUUAGAGUUUAUUCUUUUCAAAGAAACCCAGUUAUAACCGGGAACGAGCACAUGAUACUCGGCGAGGAGAGCGUCUUGACCUGUGAGGUAUCUCAUGUACACCCGUCAGAUUACCUUGAAGUCGAAUUGCUAUAUGAAGACAAAGUUCUGGUCAGGAAAGAAGGGGGAGAUGGUACCGAUAGUUUGAAGAUAUCCCACACAUUCCAACCUUCAAGGGAAGACGACGGAAAGGAAAUAACCUGCAGAGCAUCACUUAAUGUUAAAGGCAUACCACCUGAUGAGAGGACCAAAGAGACAUCUGGACACCUGAGGGUUCUUUCUGCACCUCAUAAUCUUCGAAUAUCUGGAUUAACCGCAGUCUCACUGGGAUCCAGUUUAACUUUGACCUGUGAGGCAGAGGCCAGCCCUAAGCUCGAGUUUACAUGGACGUCACUUAAACCAGAUGGCCAGUCUGUCGAAAUAGGAAAACAACGAGAGAUCUCCAUACGCAAUGUGACCCUAUCUGAUGCCGGUGUUUACCAGUGUGAAGUUAGCAAUAAUUUGGGAAGACAAAUUAUCAACGUUUCUGUUGUCGUUCAAGCACCUCCAAUGAAUACGAUCAUUGAAGCAAGUCAAAAAACAGUUCUGAUGGAGGGAGACUCCGUAAGCAUCUUCUGCAAAUCCGAUGGGGUCCCAGUGGAUCGUGUGGUGCUGAGACAAAUGCUGGAUAGCAGAACAACAGAGCUGAAGAGCAGCGUUGGGUCUGAAACAUCAUUUACCUUUGAAUCUGUCAAGGUGUCCGACUCUGGCUUUUAUGAAUGUACGGCCUUCAAUACGUUUGGAAGUCAGAGUGCUUCUCUUAGCCUUACAGUUGAAGCUGCACCUCAUAAUCUCCGAAUAUCUGGAUUAACCGCAGUCUCACUGGGAUCCAGUUUAACUUUGACCUGUGAGGCAGAGGGCAGCCCUGAGCUUGAGUUUACAUGGACGUCACUUAAACCAGAUGGCCAGUCUGUCGAAAUAGGAAAACAACGAGAGAUCUCCAUACGCAAUGUGACCCUAUCUGAUGCUGGUGUUUACCAGUGUGAAGUUAGCAAUAAUUUUGGAAGACAAACGGACAAUGUUUCUGUUGUCGUUCAAGCACCUCCAAUGAAUACGAUCAUUGAAGUAAGUCAAAAAACAGUUCUGAUGGAGGGAGACUCCGUAAGCAUCUUCUGCAAAUCCGAUGGGGUCCCAGUGGAUCGUGUGGUGAUGAGACGAAUGCUGGAUAGCAGAACAACAGAGCUGAAGAGCAGCGUUGGGUCUGAAACAUCAUUUACCUUUGAAUCUGUCAAGGUGUCCGACUCUGGCUUUUAUGAAUGUACGGCCUUCAAUACGUUUGGAAGUCAGAGUGCUUCUCUUAGCCUUACAGUUGAAGCUGCACCUCAUAAUCUCCGAAUAUCUGGAUUAACCGCAGUCUCACUGGGAUCCAGUUUAACUUUGACCUGUGAGGCAGAGGCCAGCCCUGAGCUUGAGUUUACAUGGACGUCACUUAAACCAGAUGGCCAGUCUGUCGAAAUAGGAAAACAACGAGAGAUCUCCAUACGCAAUGUGACCCUAUCUGAUGCUGGUGUUUACCAGUGUGAAGUUAGCAAUAAUUUUGGAAGACAAACGGACAAUGUUUCUGUUGUCGUUCAAGCACCCCCAAUGAAUACGAUCAUUGAAGCAAGUCAACAAACAGUUCUGAAGGAAGGACAGUCCAUAAGCAUCUCCUGCAAAUCCGAUGGGGUCCCAGUGGAUCGUGUGGUGCUGAGACGAAUGCUGGAUAGCAGAGCAACCGAGCUGAAGAGAAGUGUUGGGUCUGAAACAUCAUUUACCUUUGAAUCUGUCAAGCUCUCCGACUCUGGCUUUUAUGAAUGUACGGCCUUCAAUCAGUUUGGAAGUCAGAGUGCUUCUCUUAGCCUUACAGUUGAAGCUUAUUUGCUUGAAGUGGAACUCCAACCAAGUGAUGCGAUCAUAGCAGAAAGCGGCUCCAGCUUUACGCUUUCCUGCAAUGCUUCAGGUUGCCCCCAACCCAUGUUCUCCUGGAAGAGUCUUGGAAAUCUACCAAACCGAGGCCUUAUUAAAACCGAUGGCUUAUUGUCCAAGCUGUUCCUCAACCCGGUGAAGGUGGAAGAUGAAGGAACUUACACCUGUGAGGUCACAUGCGGCUCAGCUGCGAAGUCCAAGCAGACCAAAGUGAAUGUGUUCUCGUUUCCUACAAGUCCUGUGGUAGAAAGUCCCGGACCUUCUCUGGAGGGAGAGAUGAUACAGUUGACCUGCACCGUUCUGGAUGUUUUCCCAGCCAAUUUCUUCCGAAUUGUGUGGACGGAUGGGGAGCGGGAACUUCAUUCUGAAUCUGGGAUGUUUUCGAGUCAUCUUCAGAAUCUGACUUCGGUGUUGUCUUAUCGCGUAGAGGCUAAAGACCAAGACAAAUUAAUGACCUGCAAAGUCUCACUGGAUAUGAAUGGUGUACCGGCAGCUCAAACUGUAAAGACGGCUUCAACAGCAUUGUCCGUUCACUAUCCUCCCAGAGGGACCAGGAUAACUGUGAUCCCACAGGGCGAGCUCAAAGAAGGAGAAUCUGUGAGCAUUUCCUGCCUGUCCGACAGCGUUCCAGUAGGGCGCGUGGAACUGAUCAGGGUUGUGGAUGGGAUAGAAACAGAGCUGAUGGCCAGGGAUGGGGUUGAAACAUCGGUUAUCCUCACGCCUCUUGAGCUGGAUGACUCCGGCCUAUAUGUGUGCAAAGCGUCUAACCGGCAUGGAAGUGAAAGUGAUAGUGUUGAAAUUAAAGUGAAAGCACCACCCAGGAACACAACGGUGGAGGUCUUCCCAUCCUUUGAGGUUCAGGAGGGCCAAAAUAUCACCAUCUGUUGUAACUCCGUGAGCUUUCCUCCACCUGCGGUGGUCCUCAGGAAGCUGGAUAGCGAGUCAGUCAUCUACUCUCUCGAUGGCGUCUUUCAGCUGAUCAACCUUACUGCCAAAGACACAGGACUGUACCAGGUCAAUGUCACCAAUGAUUUGGGCUACGAAACUGAGAUUUUCACUAUACAUGUGAUGGAGAAAAGAUUUAAGUCUCCACCAAGCUGGACUGAUUUUAUAACCCCUGCAAUCUGCCUGGGAGCCACUGCAGCACUUGUUGGUAUUAUGGUGUAUCUCUGGAGAGACCGAAAGAAGGGUUCGUACGAUCUCACGAAGUGCAAUCCGGACACCGUAUAGACUCAUUUUGAACUCCACAAACUGUCAGUAUGAGGCACGCCCUGCCGAACUGUCCCGUAAGAGUCAGAGCUUUCCCGAAGCUAGAACGGCAGGUGAGCGGAUUUCCAAUCGCCACGUCAGGUGAUACUUAAGAACCAGCGUUCUCCGCAGCCGGAGACAAUCAAGGUGUCUGUCGUUUGACGUGAACGAGGGAAAUGGAUUGGUGAAGUUUCUUCACAGUUUUGAGAAGUGGCAGCUGUCUUUUAAGCAGUGAAUUCGAUUACACUGAUUUCUAUAAACGACUGUGCAAUAUGAAUGUAAUAUUUAGGCAUUAAAACUAAAUAUAUAAAUGUGUGACCGUGUUUGUGAAAUCCAUGUUGAAGUCUAAUAAUCUAAUAAUGGGACGUGGAGCAUUAAAUGCGCAGUAAAUCACAUAUAAAAUGACUUUAGCUUGGUUUUCACAGGUAGGGUCACAUAGUGUUCCUUGAUUUUCUAUUGACUAAAGGUACACAGCAUUAAGACACAGUUUCAGCACAUGACACAUGAAAGUUUAAUUUUAUUGUGCGUGAUUCAAGUGUGCAUAUUAUUUUUUUCUCAAAAUGCAAUAUAACUUGUUUUGCCUCUUUGUCUGAUGUCACAGAGCCUUGUUUAUUUUACCUAUUUUAAAGAAAUCAGUUUUUAUGAUACAAUUAAUUUGCAAGAAAAUAUUAAGUCCUGUCGAUCAGUAAUAUGUCUGGAAGUGAAAUUAAAGUGCUCAGACGCAAAAGCUGCUAAAUGGCGCCACCUCUGGCAUAAUUCAGCCUGAUUCGUACGUAUUUUACAAGUUGGCUAGUGAAUCGUAAAUAAACAUACGAAUAUCUUAAGAACAAUAGCGAAACCCCAUCACAGGGUUCAAGUGGUUAUACAAAUGAAUACGAAUAGCCACCUCUUAAAUACGUACGAAUUGCCAUGAGAUAGCGUUGGAAAUACUGCUUUGUUGGCAGAAUCUGUUAAAUACCAAUGAACGACGGUGUGUAUACAUGUAACCGUGGGUUCACGCCAGCCGUGUUUGAAGCGUCAAAAUCGCGUCUACCGCGUCUAGUUUGCCGCUUCAACAGUUUGAGUUUACUCACUUCAUUUGCGCAUGAAAGCCGCGCGUUAAAUUCUAGUCAUCGAGACAUUCCCGCUGAAAAUUCGCAUCAUGGGAGGGGCUUCUGCGACUCCGCUCGCAUUCUGUAAUCACGUCACUACUAGAGCAAGCUCCUGAGUGGUUAACGCGGCACAUGUUUCCGGCAAAGUUCAAAUUUUUCAACUCUCGCGUUUUUCAAUUUCAAUUUUUCAAUUCGCGCCAUUCGCGCGAACUAGACGCGUGAUUGAGGCGCAAUCGCGUCUACUGCGCCGCGUUAAAUGCCUCAUUCGCGCCGCAAGACGUGCAUCAAUGCGUCUUCACAUUGACUUAACAUGGAAAUCACUCACAACAUUUUUAAGUUUACUCACUUCAUUUGCGCAUAAAAGCCGCGCGUUAAAUUCUAGUCAACGAGACAUUCCCGCAGAAAAUUCACAUCACUACUAGAGCAAGCUCCUGAGUGGUUAACGUGGCACAUGUUUCCGGCAAAGUUCAAAUUUUUCAACUCUCGCGUUUUUCAAUUUAAAUUUUUUAAUUCGCGCCAUUCGCGCGAACUAGACGCGCGAUUGAGGCGGAAUCGCGGCUACUGCGCCACGCUAAAUGCCUCAUUCUUUUUUCUGCCAAAGUUAAAAUUUUUAAACUAGACUCGCGAAUGAGUUUACUCGCUUCAUUUGUGCAUGAAAACCGCGCAUUAAAUUCUAGUCAACGAGACAUUCCCGCAGAAAAUUCGCAUCAUGGGAGGGGCUUCUGCGACUCCGCUUGCAUUCUGUAAUCACGUCACUACUAGAGCAAGCUCCUGAUUGGUUAACGCUGCGCGUUUUUCCGCCAAAGUUAAAAUUUUCAACUCUCGCGUUUUUCAAUUUAAAUUUUUCAAUUCGCACCAUUCGCGCGAACUAGACGCGCGAUUGAGGUGGAAUCGCGGCUACUGCGCCACGCUAAAGGCCUCAUUCGCGCCGCAAGACGUGCGUCAAUGCGUCUUCACAUUGACUUAACAUGGAAAUCACUCACAACAUUUUGAGUUUACUCGCUUCAUUUGCGCAUGAAAGCCGCGCGUUAAAUUCUAGUCUACGAGACAUUCCCACAGAAAAUUCGCGUCAUGGGAGGGGCUUCUGCGACUUCGCUUGCAUUCUGUAAUCACGUCACUACUAGAGCAAGCUCCUGAUUGGUUAACACGGCGCGUUUUUCCGUCAAAGUGAACAUUUUCAACUCUCGCGUUUGCCGUGGCAACGCUCAAUUCGCGCCAUUCGCGCAAACUAGACGUGCGAAUGAGGCGUAAUCGCGUCUCCCGCGCCGCCCUAAAUGCCUCAUUUGCGCCGCGAGUCCUCCAGAUGCGCGUCAAUGCGUCUUCACAUUGACUUAACAUUGAAAUCACUCACGCUUGACGCCUCUACCGCAGCUGGUGUGAACGCAGCAUAAGACUCUUUUAAUAUUUUUCUUAUAUUUUAGGAUAUUAACGGAAUUUAUGAGCCUUUUACCUUUAUUCACAAAGGACAUUAAAAAGAGACUUUUUUAGAAGUGGAAAUCUUACAGGGUUUUGCAGCGAAAGACCGUCAAAUGUUCUAAAUACCGUACUUAUUAAAAGACUAAAACGACAUUUGUGAAAAUAUGGCAUUUCAAUUACUGACUAAUAACAUUUUCAUUGCCAUUAAAGUAAAAUUAUUGAAUCUAAACAUAAGAGCCUGAUAUAUAAAAAAAAUGCUCAGUUACAAGAAAACAUAUCAGACGCACUUAUUGAGAGUUUUAAUGUCUGUUUAAAGAAUAUGCUGUAUAACUGUCUGUAUUUAAAUCAAUGUGUUGUUUAUAUAUUUGAAUGAUGUUUUCUGUUUAAUAAAUAUUUUUUUAAACAACCAA
This is a messenger RNA of Misgurnus anguillicaudatus (oriental weatherfish), 6566 nucleotides long. The record is from RefSeq and is a predicted model, not a curated record. Lineage: Eukaryota; Metazoa; Chordata; Actinopteri; Cypriniformes; Cobitidae.